Durio zibethinus is the source of this 4346-nucleotide messenger RNA. Lineage: Eukaryota; Viridiplantae; Streptophyta; Magnoliopsida; Malvales; Malvaceae. The record is from RefSeq and is a predicted model, not a curated record.
AAAAAAAAAAAAAAAGGUCUCUCUGCACUCUCACAGUUAUUUUUUAAUCCCGCUUAAAAUAAACCUUUAAAAUUUUUUUCCCAAUGUUCCUUCCUAUUUACCCUCAGUUUCAAUAACCAAACAUCCAGUGUUUCUCUCUUUGUUUUCAAUCUCUCUCUCUUACUUCUAUUUAGUCCGAUAAAUUCGCUACUUCGGGCAACAAAAUUUGGAAUCCAAAAAUCUAACUGAACGAUGAGACGGGAUAAUUGGAAUCCUAAUUCCCUGUUUGGCUCUUCAUUUUUUCUCUAAAUGCUCUGUUAUAUGAAGCCUCCUUGGCUACCUCCGUUUUGUCCCGGUAUUUUUUUUGAACCCUAAUUCAGAUUCAAUCCCCAUUUUAUUUUUUUCAAAAUAAAAUAGUUAUUUUUCUCCUGUGUUUGAAAAUAGGAGGUUUUUUUUUUUUUUUAAAUUUGUUUUUGUAAUUCCGUGUUUGGUGCGUUUCUGUUUCUUUUUUUUUUUUUUUUCGCAAUCUCCGUAGGAAAAAUCGCGUUUUUGUUAUAAGGUUUUUUUUGCUAAGUCUUUUAUUUCAUACUAAUUUUUGUGGGUUUCUGGUUUUGCCUGUUUUUGGAAUAUCGGUUAAAACUGAUGGUGAUUUUCGUCGUGUCUUGUCUCGGUUAAGAUCUCUGGGAUUUCACAAGGUCAUUUUCCAAUCAAUCUUAGAUUCUUUUUUUUUUUUUUUUCCUUUAACAGUACUCUUUUGACUUAACCGUUUCUUUACUUCUAUUGAGAAUCUUCAAUUAUCACUUGUUUGAUGAGGUGUCCAAAUCAAAUUGUUUGUUCUGCCUUAAAACCAAUCAUAAUUGUUUGUUCCUUACUGGAAAUCUUCUUUUCGAGUUCCGUCUUACGGUGUUUGAUGAAAUGUCUAGAUUAAAAUCAAAAUUCUGCAUUUUUUUCCUUCCAUACAUAUUUUUAUUUGCCUUUGUUUCGAAUUUGCAACGAUGACCAGAUCAAUAGUUUAUUCAAGAAUGCUCAUUUUGCCAAGUGUAUUUGAUUUAUGUGGAGGUCUUUUCCUUAUCCAUUUCAUGUAUGCAAUCUUUUAUUUUUAAUCCUACGCGUAUGUUAGAUAGGAAAUAUUUGAAAAUUGUAUUUUUUUCUGAAUAAUAUGUCUAUUGUUUAUAUAACAAAAAUGAACUAUUGAACUGAGAUUGAUAAGUCAUUUGCUUUGUUGAGGUGCAUCUUUUGAGGAAAAUUGAAAUACAUAAAGCUUGAUUUGGUUGCAAUGCAACAAAAGAUGUGUGGAGAAAUUUUUUUAUUGGUAUUCUUGAUGCAUGGUUGGUAACGAAUUUUUGUGUCAAAGAGAAAGAAAAUGAAUUUUCCAGAUUGUUAUGUUAGUUCAGGGGAUAAAACUUUGAAGUUACCAAUGUAGUUUGAACUUUGUGUGGUGUUUUGAAAUAAUUUUUAGUGGUUAGUUUGUAACCUAUCUAACUCUUUUCUGUUUUCCUCUUGCAUUUCAAUUGAUAUAGAUUUGCAUUUUAGUGGUUUCCUGCAGUGAGUGCUAAAUUAUGGAAAUUUCUGAGGUUGAGGAGAACCUAUUUGCAGCUAGUGAUGCAAAGUUACAUGGAGAAAUGUGCAAGGCACUUUCAGCAAUUUAUUGCAAAGUCUUGUUGAUAUUCCCUUCCUUGGAAGCAGCACGGCCUAGGAGCAAAUCUGGCAUUCAGGCUCUGUGCUCAUUGCAUAUAGCUCUAGAGAAGGCCAAAAAUAUUCUUCAACAUUGUUCAACAUGUAGUAAACUUUACUUGGCUAUUACUGGAGAUUCUGUACUUUUAAAAUUUGAGAAGGCAAAAUAUGCUCUUAUUGAUAGUCUUAGGCGUGUAGAAGAUAUAGUUCCACAGUCCAUUGCAUGUCAGAUUUUAGAGAUUGUAAGUGAACUUGAGGGGACUGUUUUCUCACUUGAUCCAUCUGAGAAGCAAGUUGGUGAUGAAAUAGUUACAUUACUCCAGCAUGGGAGAAAAUUUGAUGACUGUAAUGACAACAAUGAGCUUGAGUCUUUUCACCAGGCUGCUAUUAUACUUGGUAUCACUUCUUCUAGAGCAGCCCUAACUGAAAGAAGGGCUCUCAAGAAGCUGAUAGAAAGAGCCUGUGCAGAGGAGGACAAGAGGAAGGAAUCUAUCGUAGCUUAUCUUUUACAUCUCAUGAGAAAAUACUCCAAGUUAUUUCGCAGUGAGGUUUCAGAUGAUAAUGACUCACAGGGUUCAACACCUUGUUCCCCCACUGUUCUGGGUUCUAUUGAGGAUGGAGGGGCUGGUGGUAUUGGCCACGCAUUUGAGCCGCAGCUAUCAAAGCUCAGUUCUUUCAAUUUCAAGCCAAAUAUUAGGAGAUCUGGGCAGAUACCCCUUCCACCUGAAGAAUUACGAUGUCCAAUAUCAUUGCAGCUUAUGUAUGAUCCAGUCAUAAUUGCAUCUGGACAGACUUAUGAAAGGAUCUGCAUUGAGAAAUGGUUUAGUGAUGGUCAUGACACCUGCCCAAAGACUCAACAGAAGCUCCCACAUCUCUCUUUGACUCCUAAUUACUGUGUUAAGGGUCUCAUUGCUAGUUGGUGUGAACAGAAUGGAGUUCCUAUUCCUGAUUGUCCCCCAGAGUCUCUUGAUCUUAACUACUGGAGACUGGCCUUGUCUGAGUCUGAGACUGCUAAUUCUAGAUCAAUGGAUAAUAUUGGUUCAUGCAACUUAAAGCGGGCUAAGGUGGUUCCUUUAAAGGAGAGUGGUGCCAUUGAGGUAGUAGAAGGAAAUGAAGCUGAAAAUGAACCUCCAUCUCCUCGGGAGGAAGUUUCAGAGCUUAAUGUGCUAGAAAGAUAUCAGGAUUUCUUAUCUGUCCUGAAUGAAGGAGAGAACUUGAGGAAAAGGUGCAAAGUUGUGGAACAAAUAAGGCUUUUGCUGAAAGAUGACGAGGAGGCCAGGAUUUUUAUGGGGGCUAAUGGCUUUGUUGAAGGAUUAUUGCAAUUUCUAGAGUCAGCUGUGCGUGAAGGGAAUGCAAUGGCUCAGGAAAUUGGGGCAAUGGCUCUCUUUAACCUUGCUGUCAACAAUAACAGAAACAAAGAAUUGAUGUUAGCAGCUGGAGUGAUUUUAUUGCUGGAGGAUAUGCUUUCCAACUCCAAUGCAUAUGAAUCAGCAACUGCUCUCUAUCUUAAUCUAUCUUGCCUUGAGCAAGCCAAGUCUAUCAUAGGCUCAAGUAAGGCUGUCCCAUUUUUAGUCCAGCUACUUGGAAGUGAAACUGAUUCACAAUGCAAGCUUGAUGCCCUUCACACUCUUUAUAAUCUUUCUACUGUGCGCUUCAAUAUUCCUAGCCUUCUUUCUGCUGGCAUAGUUAAUGGCCUCCAGUCACUUGUGGUCUCGGGUGACCAUGUCUGGACGGAGAAAUCCAUUGCAAUUUUGCUAAAUUUAGCUUCAAGUCAAGCAGGAAAAGAAGAGAUGGUAUCAGCUGCUGGUCUUAUAAGUUGUCUGGCAUCAGUUUUGGAUGCUGGCGAAUCGAUUGAGCAAGAGCAGGCUGUUUCAUGCCUUCUACUCCUUUGUAAUGGAAAUGAGAAAUGUAGUCAAAUGGUCCUACAAGAAGGCGUGAUUCCUGCAUUGGUGUCAAUUCAAGUAAAUGGAACAACAAGAGGGAGGGAGAAGUCGCAAAAACUUCUGAUGCUUUUUCGGGAGCAGCGGCAACGGGAUCAUCCGCCUGCAGACAUACACCAGAGAGAAGAAAGCAAUCGAGAUCCCAUGCCUGCUGCAUCCUCAGCUCAAGAAUCCAGGCCAUUGUGUAAAUCGGUAUCAAGAAGAAAAAUGGGGAAAGCCUUGAGCUUUCUAUGGAAGAGCAAGAGCUACUCCAUGUACCAGUGUUAAAGCGUGGCAAGCUAUUGUAAAUUUCCGUUGUAUCUUCUUUUCUAUUUCUCAUGCCCAGUUCCAAUGGACAGUAUUUAACUUUUUGGUUAUCAUAGAGAAGCAGAAAUGUACAGGCCCUCUGUAAUCUAUGGAUUUUUGCGUCUUCUCCACUUCUGGGUAGGAAUACAUGUACCAUGUAAGUCAUAAUUAAGGGUUAGGUUCAUCUUCAAAAAAACCAGGCAGUUGCUCCACGUGAAUAGUUAUGUGUUACACGCCAACAACCAACGGAAAUUAUUCUGAAGCACAGACUUAAGAUAGUACAAUUCACAGAUACUGGCUCAUGUCUCAACUAUAGCAUCCUACAUAUCGUCAGGCGGUGCUGGUUAGUGGCGACACACCUGACAUCCAAAUAUGGAAAUAACCUUUUUGUUUUAGUGACUAAAAGUAAAAAAACAAAAUGCAGUAAUCUCUCUUUGAUAAAAAAGCUCUUGAAAUAUUUAAAAUAAU